Messenger RNA from Linum tenue, 4023 nucleotides. The record is from the annotation of a GenBank genome assembly. Lineage: Eukaryota; Viridiplantae; Streptophyta; Magnoliopsida; Malpighiales; Linaceae.
UUUCCCCCCAUUCGCAACAACAUAUAUGAACAGCGACGCCUUCUUUCGCAGCCAUUCUUCUCCUCCGCCGGUUUCCGAAAUAGAGAGAAAAGAAAGAUGAUGAGUUUAUCCGCUUUCCCUCCUUCUUCUUCCUCCGCAUUCCUCUCCAACAACCUACCGCCAGCCGCCGUCGCCCUCCCUUCUCCGGCGUCCUUUUCUUGCCUCAGCUCCCUCCUGCCGCCGCGCUUUGCCUUCUCCACUCCGUCAUUCGUCCUGAAAUCGGCUCCACCGCGGAGUCCCGUUUCCCGCCGCCAGUCGCUGCUCCUCUCUUCACUCAACGGCAGCGCGAUGGCGGAGCUCGUUAGCAGCAGCAGCGGCAGCCGAGUAGUCGCCGCCGAGAAGCGCGGCCGUGGGGCGAGCAGUUCCAGUACCUUCCUCGAUGCAAGAAACGAAGAAGAAUUCACCGCUAAGCUUGCUUUCUGGUUGAGCACAUAAGCACUGAGAAACGACUAAGAGAAUCGUUUACAUAUUGCUGGAGCUCUUUCCAUAUCGAGCAACUUUCUUUGACGAUCUUGGAACUGAAUUGCGUGCAUCUUACUCCUGUUCUCAAGUCUAGUAGAAUCGAUUGACGGAGGUGAAUUACGAUAUCUUGUCUGGAAUCAGGAAGGAAGCAGAAGCUGGAAGGCUGUCAUCUACUGUCGCAGAAGGAAUGGAAGAACUGUAUCAGAAUUACAAAACAGCAGUUCUUCAAAGUGGACAUCCAAAAGCAAGUGAGAUUGUAUUGUCCAACAUGUCUCUUGUAUUGGAUCGAGUUUUCGUUGAUGUGGAGGAUCCUUUUGUCUUCCCCCCUCAUCACAAAGCACUAAGGGAACCAUUUGACUACUAUGAAUUUGGUCAAAAUUACAUCCGUCCUUUAAUAGAUUUCAGAAACUCAUAUGUUGGGAACAUAGGCAUUUUUAAGGACAUGGAACACAAGCUUAAGCAGGGGCACAACAUUAUCUUGAUAUCAAAUCACCAAACUGAAGCAGACCCAGCAGUCAUUGCAUUGCUCCUUGAAAGAACAAACCCUCACAUUGCUGAGAACUUGAUUUACGUGGCAGGGGAUAGGGUUAUAACAGAUCCUCUUUGCAAACCCUUCAGCAUGGGAAGGAAUCUCAUUUGUGUGUACUCAAAAAAGCACAUGUUUGAUGUCCCUGAACUUGCUGAGAUGAAGCAAAAGGCAAAUAUAAGAAGUUUGAAGGAGAUGGCACUGCUUCUGAGGAAUGGGUCACAGAUAAUAUGGAUUGCACCAAGUGGUGGUAGAGAUCGUCCUGAUCCUGUCACUGGAGAAUGGCAUCCCGCACCAUUUGAUAAAUCUUCAGUCGACAAUAUGAGAAGGCUUGCUGAAAAUACUGGUGCUCCAGCACACAUCUAUCCUCUGGCACUAUUAUGCCAUGACAUUAUGCCGCCUCCUGCCAAGGUGGAGAAAGAAAUCGGGGAGAAGAGGGUGAUUUCCUUUUCUGGAACAGGGCUAUCCGUUGGGGCAGAAGCGAACUUCGAUGAAAUUGCUGGUGCUUAUGAAAAUCCUGAACAGGCCAAGGAGGCAUACACAAAGGCCCUGUAUGAGUCUGUCACAGAUCAGUACAACGUGCUUAAAUCUGCCAUACACGGGAAGCAAAGAGCUGAUACAUCAUCUCAAGCAGUCUCGAUCUCACAGCCAUGGACAAAUAUUUCUGUGACGUAAUUCCGUGGAACCAAGGCUCGAGAAUCCAAAACUCCUUACAAAUUUUUGUGGUGCUGAAAAUCUUUGUGUAAAGAAAGUGUCUCAAAGUCAAGCACCGGAUUCUUCUCUGGCGAUCCAAUUUUUUCGGAGCGAGAUCAGGAAUUGGAAUCCAGACGCUUCAGUUAGUGUACAGGAGAUCAACAGUUAACAGUACUACCACCUAUGAUCCUAUCUCUCCUCACCAGGAAAGCCUGCAUGUAAAUGUCUUCAAACCUUGCUACGUUCGAUGUUAAAAGGAAACGAUACCAUGAGAUUUUUUGUCAGCAACUUGUUCUGCUUCGCUUUUCCGGUCGUAAUCGUCAGUCUGCUUAAGAAGGUGGUUGUGUUCAACUUAGACAUUGAAAGAACGUAUGGUCAUGUUAACUGGGAAUUUUGCCUCAAAUCUUUUCUUGGGAACACAUGAAUGUCCCUUUGAAAUGCAUUGCUCCGGCCACCCCUUUCAUACAUUGAUUUACAGAACAACAAAUAAACCAACUACGCAUCAAUCCAACCAACCAGCCAAACCCUCUUGACAAAAGUCUGGCCACUCCCAAACUCAAUGAAGAAAACCAGAAGACCACGACAGAUAACAAUUUCACUUACAGGAGAGGAAGUAGAGAGCACAGGCAGCUUCCAAGAACAUGACUACAGUUCAGUACCACAGUGAGUAAAAGAGAGAACACUUCUCGCCGUAAAGGAUUGAAGACUGAUCAUAACUGGCACCGGGCCAAAGCCUCUGAAAAGAGUUAACACUUCUCCUAUUUUUCCUGCAUCCCAUGCUUCUUGAUCUCCAAAAGACCAUCAUGAGUUUACAAUGACUGGCAGUCUUUAGAGGAAUUCAGAAGGAGAACUGGAAUCAGGCUUCCCAUUGUCACCCAACCCUCCAGGGUGCUGCAAAUUCUGCAAGACCUGAGAGGGCAAUCCCCCCAAACCACCACCCAACCCAUCCGCAGCUGACCCGUAAAACUGACAAACAAGCCGAGCCAUCACUCCCAGAAUCUGCAUCUGGUUGUGGCAUGCCUCGGCAUGAACCUGCAUAAUCGUCUUCUCGUGUUCGAUCUGCAGCCUCAAAACCCUCUCCCUCCACUCCAUCUCUUCCUCUUCCCUCUUCUCCUCCAUUGCCCUCAUCUGUCUCCUCUUCUCUUCCAGAUCUCUCUCCACCCUCAACCUCCUCUCAAAUUCCUUCCUGCCCCAACCCAGCUCCCUCUCUUCCAGCUCCAUUUCCCACUUCUCUAGCUUCUCUUCCUUCUCCUCCUGCCAAUCCCCCCUCCUGAACUCAAAUUUCCUCCUCCUUUCUUCACAUUCGAAUGCACCGUUUUCGUGAUCAAACUCCCUUUCCCUCCUCUUCUCCUCUCUCCUCACCACAACAUCUCUCAAAUCUACCACUUGUGCUCCUAGCAAUCCCAAUCUCUUGCUAACCCCCUUCAACUUCCCUUUCCUGUCGCCGCCAUGGCCGCAAUUAGUAACCUUCUCUCCUCUCACAAAUUCAACAUCUUGAUCCUCCCCAACUCCACCAGCACCAUUACAAUCAUCCCCAGGAUUCCCUUGUUUCAAAUUCUGGUCGUCAUCAUCAUCAUCACAACUAUCCCCUUCUUUCAAUUCCCCAUCUUCCUCCUCCUCCUCCUCUUCUUCGUCAUCCUCCAAAUCCUCACUAUCAAUCCCUAACCCUAAAUCCCCACAAUCCCUAAACAAAUCACUGCUACAGCUGUCGCUCAAGAACUUCUUACCUUUAACUUCCAGCUCCACGUCCCCGAAGACUUCCUUGUACUUGAGGAAGUUCUCCCAGUGAUUCUCGCCGUCCUUCCAGUUGAACUCGUCGCUGGAGAUUCGAAUCUUCUGCUUCACGCCCAGGUACUGGUGCCGCAUGUUCUGGACUUUGAUGGAGACGUCCCGCCAGGACCACUUAAAGGGGAAGGCGGCGGGGUCGUGGAGAUGGUGGACGGCGUUGACGUGGUCGGCGAUUGGUCGAAACUUCUUCUCGCGGGUUUUGAGCUUGGAGAGACUGCCCGAAGCGAGGAGAUCGUUGUACUUGGUCAGCAGCGUCUGCUCUUCCAGUUCCGACCAUUUCUUCCUCUUCAUUUCACGGGAAGGGCUAGAUGAGUUGUGGGUAGAUCUUUGGCAGACUGGAGCCGCUAAUCAACAAUCCGCCGGCAAGGACUCUGCGGGAAGACUGAUUAAGCUAACUGGGAACUGUUCAGGCAGACUCGGAUUUAUGCAGAAGGGAAAGGGAAGUAUGGUAAAUGUUAGUUGGGGAGUGCGCGGUCGUUACUUUGGAACACAUGAGAAGCGGCGGUGUUGGAGAU